AUGGAAAAGCUCGCUUAUGACGAGGAAAGGAUUAUUGAAGAAUUUUCAACAUUAGUACAGAAAAUGAAGUUUGAAAUGAAUUUUUUUGAAAGGAAGCUUCAAACGUGGAGAGAAGAAUACGAUAAUGUUCAGAAGGAUGUAACAAAAUACAUAACAAACCCAAUCAAUGCAUAUUUGAUGAUAAAACGAACCACUUCGGAUUUAAAGCACAUCGAAAGUCGAGUAACAAAUUUAUUCUUUAAAUUCAAUAGAAAUAUCAAAGAUAUUCAACCAUCACAAGAAGAUCUCGACGGUGCUGUUGGUGGUCUUUUGAGACUACAGAAAAUUUACAAAUUGAAAACUGAGGAUAUUGUGAAUGGAAUUAUUGAAGGAGAAAAGACGAGUCGAAAGUUCAAGCCUCAUGAUAUUUAUACGAUUGCUAAGCAUGCAUUAUUUAUUGGAAAUAAUGAUUAUUAUGUAAAGGAGUACAUAAGUGAACUCAGAAAGAAAAUUCAAGAGGAUGGAGACGAGUUUAAAGAAAUUGACGAAAUAUCAGCAAGUAUAAUUGAAAAAUCUCUUACUACAAAAAAUUCUGUUGAUCUUGCUCCAGAGCCUGACUCAUUCAUUAAAAAUAAAAUUUAUUUAAGAAGUAAGGAAAGUAUUCUUUACAGUCAAAUGUGCCGUGGAGAGAACUCUAAAUCACCAAAAGAGAGUGCAUUACUCAAAUGUCGAUACAUUUCCACAUCACCGUUCUCAAAGUUGGCUCCAUUUAAAGUAGAAGAGGCGGAUAUGUCAGCGAACUUAGUUCUAUUCCACGAUGUCAUUUAUGACAGUGAAAUUGAAAUUUUAAAGAAUGCUUCAAAAUCACGAUUUAUUAGAGGAACAAUUUAUACAGAAGGCACAAAUACACAAAAGACGGAUCAAAGGAUUGCCAAAGUUGCGUGGCUCAAGGAUGUCGCUGUUGAUGUUAUUCACAGAAUUUCCAGAAGAGUUGAAGACAUGACAGGUUUGACUACAAAAACAGCGGAAGAACUACAAAUCCAAAACUAUGGAAUUGGUGGGCACUACCAGCCACAUUGGGAUAUGAAAAAGAAGGAAGAAAAUCCGUUUGAUCUUGGCACUGGCAACCGGAUAGCAACAGUCCUCUUUUAUUUGUCAACAGUUGAGAAAGGCGGUGCAACAGUAUUUCCAUAUCUCAAGGUUUAUGUUCCCGCUGUUAAAGGAAUGGCUGCAUUCUGGUACAAUCUAAAAGAUAAUGGAGACUGUGACUAUUAUACACGACAUGCUGCCUGCCCGGUUCUCUUAGGAUCUAAAUGGGUAGCUAAUAAAUGGUUGCAUGAAUAUGGACAAGAGUUUAAUCGACCGUGCUCAACCGGGCAUUAUGUGGAGACUACCGAAGAAAGCUACAUAAAAGAAUUUUAUUAA
Chironomus riparius is the source of this 1404-nucleotide messenger RNA. Lineage: Eukaryota; Metazoa; Arthropoda; Insecta; Diptera; Chironomidae. The record is from the annotation of a GenBank genome assembly.